CGCCCCCGCCCCCGCCGACGUCGGAGGAAGAGGCUGCAAUGGUGGAAGAGCUGCGUGAGUACACCACCACCCUCCUCCUGCCCCCCGACGACCCGUACCACCCCUGGGAAAAACGCUUCCUCGACGACACCGGCACGCACCACCGCUACAUGCGCGCCGCCAAGUGGAAGCUCGACGAUGCCAAAAAGCGCAUCAAAGCCACGAUGGAGUGGCGCCGCGAGUUCCAGCCCGACCUCAUCAAGCCCGACGAGGUCGCGGAGACCGCGGCGACCGGAAAGCUCCUCCUCAACGGCUUCGACAAGGAGUCGCGCCCGAUCAUCUACAUGCGUCCCGGGCGCGGCAGGCCGCCCGACAACGACAAGCAGAUCCGGUACCUCAUCUUCUUGCUCGAGCGCGCCAUCGACAUCAUGCCAGACGGGCAGGAGCGCGUGUGCAUCAUCGUCGACUACAAAGACGCAAACAAGCAGCCCCGCCAGCCGAUGAAUGUGUCGCUGUACGUCUUGAACGUGCUGCAGAACCACUACGUUGAGCGUCUCGGCCGCGGCCUCAUCCUCAACAUGCCAUGGUUCGUCAACGGCUUCUUCAAGGCCAUCUCGCCGUUCAUGGACCCGGUCACGCGCGACAAGGCCCGCUUCAACCCCAUCCUCACAGACCUCGUCGACCCCGCCCAACUCGAAGCAGACUACAAGGGCGGCGAACACGCCUUCGAGCUCGACAUCGACACCUACCUCCAGCACCUCAAGGACCACUGCUGCAUCUGCGAAGACGGCACGCGCCACUUCGACGGCGUGCCCUGGUACCCGCCUAGCGGGCGCGGCAUCGUGCACGCCAAGGAGACGCGCAAGGCGGCGGCUAGCGAGGGCGAGGGCGAGGGCGAGGGCGAGGGCGAGACGGCGUCGGUAGACACUGUCGCGGCGCAGCUAGAGAAGACGCAGUUGGAGAAGGCGGAGGUGCCGGCGCCAGCGCCCACGGCCGCGUGAGAGAGAAGAACUGGGUUUUGGGAGUUUUCUUGUGUAUACUUAUAGAAUCAUGACGCUGGGAGGUUAAAGAUUG
Molecule: messenger RNA, 1053 nt
Organism: Cutaneotrichosporon oleaginosum
Lineage: Eukaryota; Fungi; Basidiomycota; Tremellomycetes; Trichosporonales; Trichosporonaceae
Molecular function (GO): phosphatidylinositol transfer activity
Source: RefSeq, a predicted model, not a curated record